CGCAGAAGGACUGACACAAACCGUCGGACUGCGAGUGUGGCAGUGUGUUUAUGUCUGCGCUGGUUUUCUUAAAUUCAGAUUUUUACAAAAGGAGAUUUUACCUUGAGAGACUCUUGGCUAUAUAUUUACGAGAGCAGUGGGCAUCAGCAAAUGUGCAGUUGUGGACUCUGAAAGUUUAUUCGGGAAUUUAUUUGCAGGAAAAGGAGCGCUAACAAAGGGGAGUGAAGAAGUGUGUUAGCUAGCUAAUAAGCUAGCCAGUUUGUGAAGAAACUGACAAGAAAACUAUGGCUGGUCGAAAUGCUUUCACAGUGGAUUACAGCAAAGCGAGUCGGACACUACUGCCGACGUUUUUUCUGGUAUUUCUUGGACUUUGGGGGGUAAGUGGACAGUAUGGCGACCGAGGAAUGUCAAUUCCAGAACACGGGUUUUGUCAGCCGAUAUCUAUCCCACUUUGUACGGACAUUGCUUAUAACGAAACCAUCAUGCCAAAUCUGUUAGGGCACACAAACCAGGAAGACGCUGGGCUGGAAGUGCACCAGUUUUAUCCGCUUGUAAAAGUUCAGUGUUCUCCCGACCUCAAGUUUUUCUUGUGCUCCAUGUAUGCGCCCGUUUGUACGGUCUUAGAACAGGCUCUCCCCCCUUGCCGUUCCCUUUGUGAAAGAGCGAGGCAGGGCUGCGAAGCGCUGAUGAACAAAUUUGGCUUCCAGUGGCCGGAUAGCCUUGCGUGCGAGUCUUUCCCCGUUCACGGCGCGGGCGAGUUAUGUGUGGGACAGAAUAUGUCCGAUAAAAGCACCCCCAUUGACCCAACACCAGAUGUUUCGGGGACCACUCACGGGCACGCGAAGGGGCAUUUCAGGUGCCCAGCUCCAUUGAGAGUUCCUCCUUAUAUGAAUUAUCGUUUCCUUGGGGUGGACGAUUGCGGGGCUCCGUGCGAGCCAACGAAAUCACCAGGAAUGAUGUAUUUUAGCCCGGAGGAGCUUAAGUUCGCGCGGAUAUGGAUUGGAAUCUGGUCUGUUUUGUGUUGUGCCUCCACCUUAUUUACAGUUCUGACCUACUUGGUGGACAUGAAAAGGUUCAGUUAUCCUGAGCGGCCCAUCAUCUUCCUGUCUGGUUGCUACACAAUGGUUUCUAUUGCCUACAUUGCUGGAUUUCUGCUGGAGGACAAAGUGGUGUGUAAUGAGAAGUUUGACAGCGACGUCAGAACUGUUGUCCAGGGCACCAAGAAGGAAGGGUGCACCAUUUUGUUCAUGAUGCUGUACUUUUUCAGCAUGGCCAGCUCGAUUUGGUGGGUCAUCUUGGCUCUAACCUGGUUCCUGGCGGCGGGAAUGAAGUGGGGACACGAGGCCAUAGAAGCCAACUCGCAGUACUUCCACCUGGCGGCGUGGGCGGUGCCGGCCAUCAAGACCAUCACCAUCCUGGCCGUGGGGCAGGUGGACGGGGAUGUCCUGAGCGGGGUGUGCUUUGUGGGGAUCAACAGCGUGGACGCGCUGCGAGGCUUCGUGCUGGCGCCCCUCUUCGUCUACCUGUUCAUCGGCACCUCCUUCCUGCUGGCGGGCUUCGUGUCGCUCUUCCGCAUCCGGACCAUCAUGAAGCACGACGGCACCAAGACGGAGAAGCUGGAGAAGCUGAUGGUGCGGAUCGGCAUCUUCAGCGUCCUGUACACGGUGCCCGCCACCAUCGUCAUCGCCUGCUUCUUCUACGAGCAAGCCUUCCGGGAGCAGUGGGAGAGGAGCUGGGUCAGCCAGACCUGCACUAGCUACGCCGUGCCCUGCCCGGAGCAGAAGCCUCCCCAGAUGAGCCCCGAUUUCACCGUCUUCAUGAUCAAAUACCUCAUGACUCUCAUUGUGGGCAUCACCUCCGGUUUCUGGAUAUGGUCUGGCAAAACGCUCAAUUCCUGGAGGAAGUUUUACACAAGACUGGCUAACAGUAAACACGGGGAGACCACGGUGUGACCUUUGGCACAUCGGUGACCCCGGGUACACAAACACUUAUCUUUCUCUGAACUGAAGAGUAGCUUUUUUUUGUGGCAAUGUGAGAGACCAUUUGCCAGUGUAAAUAAGCCUUUUUGUGAGAUUUUUGUAAGUAUAUAUUUGUAUUUAAAGAAGACAAAUUCUCUCCUUUUAAAAAUCAUUUUUACAUAUUUUGGAAAAAAAAGAAAGGUACAGAAUCAUUUGUAUGUCAGUUGAGCAUUGACGGUAUCUUUUAUGUGGAUGAUCUUGGAUUGGAUGCACUGCCAGGACACCUGUUCAUGCCAUUGUAUCCUGUGAUCAUUUAAUGUGACCUUAACUUUUACUUGGGGGGGCAGGGGAGGGGAAAGUAUUUUUAGUCUGCAUGUAAAAAUAGUGUUUAUUUUGUGUCCUAAUGCCUUCGAAUAGAGAGCAGUUAAUCUGUGUUCUUAUAGUAAUUUGAAAUGGAAAGAGGGAUUUGGAUCUGUAAUAUUUGCAGUUAUUAUUUUAAAGUAUGCCUGUUCUAAGGGAGGUAUGCAUCCAAAUGGUAUUUCUACCACUGUCAGCAUAUUUGGAUUUUUCCCUUCAUAUCAAUGGGUAGUAUGAUUGAGAACUGUGGCCUAAACUAACACCAAAACAAAGGCUUUAGUAGGCAAUGGGAUAAAUGUGAGAGGAAGGCAGAAAUAAUUUGGGGCUAAACUUGUGUAUACACAUGCAUCGUUUGAAUAAACGGGAACUAUUUGAAUCCAAGUGAAAAUACUGAACUAACUGGUUAAAUUGUUUUAAUUUCCUUUAGUGGAAUUUGAGUGUCUGCUAGAACAGUGUUGAGUGCCUUUUUCAUGUCUCCUUCGGGAAAAUGGGGUGACGUUACUUAAAAUGGCCCUGUCUCAGAGGUGGUCAUUGGUUCAGCUGCACUUGUGAACGAGGGGCUGUCAUGACAGCUGACACGUUAAACCAGAGACAGAUGCAAAACUAUGUGCACAAUGAAAUCUCUUUAAACUCAUGAAAAACCCAAUUAUAAUUUUUGCCCCUGUAUCUCAAAUAGAAGCACUCAUAGAAUGAACUAGUUUACAAAGUUAUUGUAAACUAGUUUUUAAAAAUGCAAGACACGUUCCCAGACCAUACGGUUGCAUCUUACAGAAUAUAUAAAAUUGAGAACAAUGCAGUCUGAGAACCAACAGGAAGUUGAUGUUUUAUUAUUUUUUUCCUGAAUGUUACUCAUUGAAGGCCUUUUUUCAAAUCCAAAUAUUGGAAGAUGUAUUAAAGAAAGCAGUUGUGAUCCUGUAAAAUCAGCAUGUGAAGUGUCUUCACAUGAGAACUUUAUGCCAAAUGGUCCUGUUGAGCUGAUGUUAUGUUUGAGGUGUGCCUUUUCAUUGGCUGGCUUCUUCCCAAGAGGUGUCUGUGUCCAGACAGUAUUGUUUCUCCAGUCUUUUGAAAGGCAGUGCGGAGGACUGGUCUUCCGUCUCAACAGGAUGUACACGGGCCCGGAUUCACUCCCAACCGCGCUGGGAUUCUGCCCUUUGUGUAACAAAUUGGAAUAUCAAUUUUAGGCAUUGUUCAAUAAUUGUUUUGUACAAUUCAACAAUCACCAAACUUGUUGAUAAUGCAUAAUUUUCAGGUUGGGUGGAGAAGAUAACAUUAAUCAUUGUUAAAAGCUCCAUGACAGUUGGAUUGAAUGUGUGAUGCUGGUCUUGGCUGGCGACUGGAAGGUUUUAGGACCCGAGGGAUGGUCUUUGUUCUGGGGGCCUCGUCCCGCUGUGCACAAACACAAAGAACGGGCCCAGAGUAGACUUCAAAUUGCACAUAUUUAGGCUGUCCUUUUUGCAAAUGACUGACUGAUUUUCUUGAAAUCAUUCUCUUGAUUUAUGAUUCCGCGCAGGAAAUGCUCCCCUGAAUGGUAUUUAGAGGGUUUGACAUUGUUUCACAGACAUUAUUGUCCUUAAAUGCUCUCUGCAUGGAUCUGAGAACAAUAUUUAAUCUUUUUAAAAUGUUAAACCCUGCUUUUUUCACAACAAUGAUAUGUUUGAUUUUUAUGCAUUUUGUUUUACUAUCAAAGAAUUCUCUAUAUUUAUAGAAAAUAGGUUUAUAUGUUCCAUACUCAAUUUCUCUAGAAAUAAAAGCCCACAUUUUGUACAAA
This is a messenger RNA of Conger conger (European conger), 4083 nucleotides long. Its product is annotated as frizzled-1-like. Gene Ontology annotation, biological process: non-canonical Wnt signaling pathway; canonical Wnt signaling pathway. The record is from RefSeq and is a predicted model, not a curated record. The coding region runs from base 285 to 1952 and encodes 555 amino acids. Gene Ontology annotation, molecular function: Wnt-protein binding; Wnt receptor activity. Gene Ontology annotation, cellular component: plasma membrane. The transcript has a single exon. Lineage: Eukaryota; Metazoa; Chordata; Actinopteri; Anguilliformes; Congridae.